CUAAUAAUGCUUAUCUGGUCAUUGGAUACAGGUCAAACAUGGUCAGCACCGAAACCCGGGAAAUCCACGCCUGAACGGCCGAGCCGAUUGGGAAGCGCACGCGCCUGCCGCCGCUGCUUUCCUCGUGCUCCUUUCGUUCGCAGAGGCGACGGCUCGGAUCCCUCUCCUCCAGCCGUUCGCGCCGCCGUCAGCUCGAUUGGCUCCGCCUGAAUAUCUAUUCCCCCUUCCCCGUAAGGGCCUGACUUGAAAGCCUCGCUUCUUGAUCCCGGCGGCGGCGGCGGCGGCGGAGAGGGAGGGGGGCGAUGCCGAAGCGGACGACGCACACGUACUCGAGCGAGGACGCACUGCCGGAGGGCCCCGAGUCCGACCUCUUCGUCUACUACUGCAAGCACUGCGCCUCGCACGUUCUCAUCACCGAUACCCAAUUGCAGAAAAUGCCCAAGCGAAAGACUGACAGAGCACAUGUUUUAGACAAGGCUAAGCAUCUUUCAAGGCUAAAUGUGAAGGAGUCAGGAAAAGUAAUGUUGAAACGUGGUGAAGGAAAGCUUGAAAAGCAGUUCCGCAUGAGCUGUGUGGGAUGUGACCUUUUUGUUUGUUACCGAUCAGAAGAGGAUCUGGAGGUUGCUCCUUUCAUAUACGUUGUUGAUGGAGCACUGAGUUCAGUUGCAGCUGAGACAAAUCCACAUGAUGCUCCUGUACCUCCUUGCAUCACACAACUGGAAGGUGGACUUGUCCAAGUAGCCAUUGAAGUGGAAGACCGGGCACAACGUUCAGCAAUAACAAGAGUGAACGCAGAUGAUGUUCGAGUAACAGUAGCUGCCCCUGCUGCUCGAGGGGAGGCUAACAGUGAGUUGCUAGAAUUUAUGGGCAAGGUUCUUGGCCUAAGAUUGACUCAGAUGACCCUUCAAAGAGGAUGGAAUAACAAAUCGAAGCUUCUGAUUGUUGAGGAUUUGUCUGCACGGCAAGUGUAUGAGAAGCUCCUAGAAGCUGUACAACCUUAGGAACCCUAGUGAUGGAGCAAUGUGGUAUACUUUUGGAUAUUCUCUAUUGAGGGCACAAGGGUCCCAUUCAUUGUGCAAGAGGAGGUGCUUAGACGUGCUGAGACUAGGUCGAAAACAUGACUGAAAUGUAACUAGACCAAAGCAAUUGGCCAAUCUGGGCAGUAUCGGACUCAUUAUCUGUUGUGAAACUCAGACACUACUAUGUCCUCUGAUCUGAAGGGAGGUUGUUUGUCAUUUCUUAAUUCUGACCCAGACUGUUGUUA
This is a messenger RNA of Sorghum bicolor (sorghum), 1264 nucleotides long. Its product is annotated as UPF0235 protein At5g63440. Lineage: Eukaryota; Viridiplantae; Streptophyta; Magnoliopsida; Poales; Poaceae. The record is from RefSeq and is a predicted model, not a curated record. The transcript is spliced from 7 exons. The coding region runs from base 303 to 1001 and encodes 232 amino acids.